This is a messenger RNA of Candoia aspera, 1465 nucleotides long. RefSeq names its product dual specificity phosphatase 26 (gene DUSP26). Gene Ontology annotation, molecular function: protein tyrosine/serine/threonine phosphatase activity; MAP kinase phosphatase activity. Gene Ontology annotation, cellular component: cytoplasm. Lineage: Eukaryota; Metazoa; Chordata; Lepidosauria; Squamata; Candoiidae. Gene Ontology annotation, biological process: negative regulation of MAPK cascade; protein dephosphorylation. The record is from RefSeq and is a predicted model, not a curated record. The transcript has 4 exons. The coding region runs from base 433 to 1026 and encodes 197 amino acids.
AACCGCCUCUGUGCCGCCUCGACUCUCUCCCAUCCACUGUUGGAUAGGAAACAAAUGUGCCCCUGGACAUGCCAGGGCUUAAAAUAGAUGUGAAGACUGCAGCCUUUUUUCUUCCUUGCAGCCAUAGCGUCAGGAGCAGCAGCAGGAGCAGCAGGACAAAGAAGGGGAGAAAUGGCUGGGUAGAUCUGCCAGCCUACUGAGAAAAAUCACAGCUUUGACAAAGGGUCAGAACAGACAUCCAGAAUGCAGCAGAUACAGGAAGUGCCCAACCUCAUGGGAACCUAGCAGUGUUAUGAUGCUACUGAUACCAUUCCUCAUUCUUUUUCAGACUAGAAACCGACCGUGGGUGGUGGUCACAGCAGAAACACUGUCCCAGCCCCAGCCCAGCCUCCUGAAGCAGCCCGGGAUGCAACAAGGGGCACAGCAGCACCCAUGGCCUUCAUGUCUCGGUUCUCCCGGAAUACAUCCAGACCUCCUGUCUGGAGGACUCAUGAUGACACAGUCAACCAUCCCAUCCUCAGUGUUUUUGAGCUGGAGAGACUCCUGUACACGGGGAAGACAGCCUGUAACCAUGCUGAUGAGGUGUGGCCAGGACUUUACCUGGGAGAUCAAGAUAUAGCAGCCAACCGGCGGGAGCUAGCACGACUGAACAUCACUCACAUCCUCAAUGCUUCUCAUAGCAAGUGGCGGGGAGGUGCAGAUUACUAUGAAGGCACUGGCAUAUGCUACCUAGGCAUUGAGGCACAUGACUCGCCCACCUUCGAUAUGAGCCCCUACUUUCAGCCAGCAGCAGAUUUCAUCCACAAAGCACUGAGCAGGACUGGAGGGAGGAUCCUUGUUCACUGUGCUGUGGGGGUAAGCAGAUCAGCCACUCUGGUCCUUGCCUACCUCAUGAUUUACCACCGCUUGACCUUGGUGGAGGCCAUAAAGACCGUCAAGGAUCACCGAGGCAUCAUUCCCAACCGGGGUUUCCUGCGCCAGUUGACUACCCUGGACAACUCCCUCAGGCUGAAGCAGAGACCAUAAGUGGAUGAGUCAUUGGGAAACCAUGACAGCGUAGUUUCUAUUGAUAGACUUGAGGUAUUUCUAGCCUUAUUUUGGGCUCAGGUAACCCUGACCUUCCACAGACCCUGCCUCACAGAAGUUCAGCUAUAACAUUUCAAGAUGUACAAGGUCAUCAACCUCUAAUGUUCUCAGAAGUUAGGUUCAGGUGUCAUCUGGAGGUGAACAAGUUCAGGUUUCUGAGAGGAAGAUGUUUUAUUUCUCCCUCUCCCAGUUGGCUUUCAAAAGCCAUUUUCCAAGACAAUGUCCCAACCUCAUACUGAGGAAGCUUUAAUGCUGAAAUUCCCAUGGAGUGAUAUGUGUUGUUACCGGUUUCCUCCUAUUUGCUUCUAGCUUUUGUUUUUAAAAAGUGGGUAAGCCCCAAUGUAUUUUAACAAUCAAAAUAAAGUUCUGCAGAACAUAA